UUCGUGUCGGAUCUUGAAUUCUAUCAUACUUUGAUGCGUACGCGAAGUUUGCGAUACUGCCUUAAGUUUGACUUUGAUUCUGUCGAUUACCUCCUUCCAAAUUGUAAAUACAGACGUUUUGGGGGUGACUUCUUAAGUUCGCGAACUCUCGCUGUUCCUAGUGUGCCCCGUGACCUUUCACUUCUAUUCGGACCACAGAGGGGAAUUCAAGGGCAUCUGUGGUUAUACAUCUGUAACGAAGAACAAUGUUAAUUUCACCGGAUUGGCCUCGCCAUCACGAUAAGUCUGCGCAGGGAAACAUGGCAAAGAUCGGGAUUAAUGGAUUCGGCCGUAUUGGGCGCCUUGUUUUGCGUGCAUCAUUGCAGAAGGAUGUUGAAGUAGUCGCUGUCAAUGACCCUUUCAUCGAUGUCAAGUACAUGGUGUACAUGUUCAAGUAUGAUUCAACACACGGUCGUUUCAACGGAGAUGUUCAUGAAGAAGGUGGCAUGCUGGUGGUGAACGGGCGCAAAAUCCAUGUUUUCCAGGAGAUGAAGCCUGCUAGCAUCCCAUGGGGAAAAGUUGGAGCUGAGUAUGUGGUUGAAUCCACUGGUGUGUUCACCACAAUUGAGAAGGCAAAUUUGCACAUUGAAGGGGGUGCCAAAAAAGUUAUCAUCAGUGCUCCAUCUGCUGAUGCCCCGAUGUUUGUGAUGGGCGUCAACCAUGAAAAAUAUGACCCAAGCAUGAAGGUUGUCAGCAAUGCUUCUUGCACCACUAACUGCCUUGCCCCCUUGGCAAAGGUAGUGCACGAUAACUUUGGCAUUGUGGAGGGCCUCAUGACCACAGUCCAUGCGACAACUGCGACCCAGAAGACCGUGGAUGGCCCAAGCCACAAGAACUGGCGCGAUGGCCGUGGAGCUGCCCAGAACAUUAUUCCAGCAUCAACUGGUGCUGCUAAGGCUGUGGGCAAGGUGAUUCCGGAACUGAACGGGAAAUUGACUGGCAUGGCCUUCAGAGUCCCGACUCCUGACGUGUCUGUGGUCGACCUGACUUGCCGUCUCGCUAAAGAGGCAUCUUACGAUGAGAUCAAGGCUGCCAUGAAGGCGGCCGCUGCGAGCGACCACUGGAAGGGAAUUCUUGGCUACACUGAGGAUGAAGUGGUGUCUACUGACUUUCUGGGAGAUUCCCACAGCAGCACAUUUGAUGCCAGGGCUGGCAUUUCUCUCAACAAGAACUUUGUGAAGUUGAUCUCUUGGUAUGACAACGAGUAUGGGUACAGUAACCGUGUUUGCGACCUCAUCAAGCACAUGAAGAGCAAGGACAAGUAAAGGAAUAACGCCAACAGCACCUUGUCAACCUUCCAUCAGGCUAAAAUCUAGUAGUCUAAAGAAAUAAAAUGUACUUCCCGUAA
Ornithodoros turicata is the source of this 1387-nucleotide messenger RNA. RefSeq names its product glyceraldehyde-3-phosphate dehydrogenase-like. Lineage: Eukaryota; Metazoa; Arthropoda; Arachnida; Ixodida; Argasidae. The transcript is spliced from 8 exons. Bases 246 to 1304 code for a protein of 352 amino acids. Gene Ontology annotation, biological process: glucose metabolic process; glycolytic process. The record is from RefSeq and is a predicted model, not a curated record. Gene Ontology annotation, cellular component: cytosol. Gene Ontology annotation, molecular function: NADP binding; glyceraldehyde-3-phosphate dehydrogenase (NAD+) (phosphorylating) activity; NAD binding.